Molecule: messenger RNA, 2845 nt
Organism: Conger conger (European conger)
Lineage: Eukaryota; Metazoa; Chordata; Actinopteri; Anguilliformes; Congridae
Gene: pde1ca
Product: phosphodiesterase 1C, calmodulin-dependent a
Biological process (GO): signal transduction
Molecular function (GO): 3',5'-cyclic-nucleotide phosphodiesterase activity
Source: RefSeq, a predicted model, not a curated record
UGAGAGAGGGAGAGAGCAGACGGGCUCUGUCCCGGCUUGAACAGGAAACAGAGGGAGGGGGUCUCUCACAAACACACGCAACUCCAGCCCCACAGCCUGCUGCUGCUGCUGUUAUUGUCAUUGGUAUUAUUAUUAUUAUUACUAUUAUUAUUAUUUGAAUUAUUGGUAAUAAUACCAGUGCUGGGAAAGCCAUGGAAUCUCCAACCAAGGAAAUCGAGGAUUUUGAGAGCAACUCUCUGAAGUACCUUCAGCCGGACCAGAUAGAGAAGAUCUGGCUACGACUCAGAGGACUGAGGAAGUACAAGAAGACGUCCCAGAGGUUGAGAUGUCUGGUGAAGCAGCUGGAGCGUGGAGAGGCGUCCGUGGUGGACCUGAAGAAGAACCUGGAGUAUGCGGCCUCGGUGCUGGAGUCGGUCUACAUCGAGGAGACACGGCGGCUGGUGGACACGGAGGACGAGCUCAGCGACAUCCAGUCGGACGCGGUGCCGUCGGAGGUCCGUGAUUGGCUGGCCUCCACCUUCACGCGGCAGAUGGGGCUGAUGCUGCGGCGCACGGAGGAGAAACCGCGAUUCAGGAGCAUCGUACACGCAGUGCAGGCUGGGAUAUUCGUGGAGAGAAUGUACCGUCGGACCUCCAACAUGGUGGGGCUGAGCUACCCACCCAAUGUGAUCUCAGUGCUGAAGAACGUGGACAUGUGGUCGUUUGACGUGUUUGCCCUGAAUGAAGCCAGUGGGGAACACGCGCUGAAGUUCAUAUUCUACGAGCUGCUGACCCGAUACGACCUGAUAAACCGCUUUAAGAUACCCAUAUCAGCGCUGGUCUCCUUUGUGGAGGCCAUUGAGGUGGGCUACAGCAAGCACAAGAACCCGUACCACAACCUGAUGCACGCGGCCGACGUCACGCAGACCGUCCACUACCUCCUGCUCAAGACCGGCAUGGUGCACUGGCUGACGGAGCUUGAAAUCUUCGCCAUGAUCUUCGCUGCUGCCGUCCAUGACUACGAGCACACGGGGACCACAAACAACUUUCACAUCCAGACCAGGUCUGACACCGCCAUCUUGUACAACGACCGGGCGGUGCUGGAGAACCACCACGUGAGUGCGGCGUAUCGCCUCCUACAGGACGACGAGGAGAUGAACAUCCUGUACAACCUGUCCAAGGACGACUGGAGGUCAGAGACAGGAAGUGACACGUGUCCCUUCCGCUGCACGUCCCUGGGAGUGCGUGCCCUGGUGGUGGAGAUGGUGUUGGCCACGGACAUGUCCUGUCACUUCCAGCAGAUCAAAGCCAUGAAGAGCUUCCUGCAGCAGCCUGAAGGCUGCGGUGGUGAGGGAGGAACUGAAUUGACCGACUUCACGCCUCCCUGGGGACACCUCAGAAGGCGACGCACGGGGGAUAAAGAGUCAGAGUUGGGGUUGCCCUUCUCUCCGCUGUGUGACCGCAAGUCCACCAUGGUGGCCCAGUCCCAGAUCGGGUUCAUCGAUUUCAUCGUGGAGCCCACAUUCACCGUCCUGUCGGACAUGACGGAGAAGAUCGUUUCGCCGCUCAUCGAAGAGGCGUCCCGCUCCGACAUGGCGGUGUUCCGCCGCUCCAGCCUGAACAGCACGCCGCAGACGGAGGGGAAGCGCUCCAGCGUGAAGAGCACAGGCUCGGAGGGCAGCACCUCCCUGCACUGCUCCCUGAUGAGCGUGGACUUCCGCAGCUUCAAGGGGGCCUGGAGAGAGGUGCAGAAGAACCGGGACAAGUGGAAGACCCAGGCCACCAAAGACCUGGAGGAGAAGGCAAAGAAAGAGGCGGAGGACAAGAAGGCCCUGGAGGAGGCGGAGGGCACGACGGCGGCCGACGUGGAAGAGGCGAAGCCGGGCCAGGCGGGCGAGUCGAGCCAAUCCGAAAAGCCGGCCAAUCCGAAAAGCCCAGCCAGGCCGAAAAGCCCGGCCAAUCCGAAAAGCCCGGCCAAUCCAAACAGCCCGGCCACCGAAAAGCCCGGCCAGGCCAACAAGUUGAGCAAGCCCCAAGAGUCCAGCCGGGGCGAGGGCCCGCCGGGCCAGCCAGACGAGCCCAAUCGGGCCGAGGAGGUGCGGAAGGAGCCCGUGGAGCAGCAGCCCAAAGUGGAGGAAGGGGACAAGGACCCCGGGGGGAAGGAGACCCCGCCCAAACCCGGCCCUCAGAACGGAGAGGGCUCCCUCGCCGCCCCCGGGGCAGAGAGCAGGCAGCCGGCGCGCACCGGCUCUCCCGGAGGCUACGACCUGAUCCGCUACUACAAGAGACCGAGCUACUGCGCUGGCUCCUACGCCCCAGCCCAGGGGAGGAAGGGGGCGGUCAGCAAGCCCACCGACGCCCGCGGAAAAGCCCGACACCUACAGCACAUCUCCCUGAGGAGGGGGAAGUGACGUCACAGGCAGGAAGUGACGUCAUUGCCCACAGGAAGGGGCGCGAUGGCCUUCUCUUGUCGCAGCAGAGUCUUCCAACAGACGGAUAGGAAUAUAAACCUGUGCACCCAUAGCCUUGUCUCGCUAGCGAAUGGCAUUUCUCAUCUGUGCCCUCUGCCACUGUGAUGUCACAAAAGACUGGCGUUCCGAAAUGACAUCACCCUCUUUUCCGUCCCCGGGGCAACCUAAAUGACACUCUGCAGCUGCGUCCCGUGACCUUUUAUGCCUUUGCUGCUUCUCUGUGCCUGUAAUUAAUCCCCAAACAGUUUUCCUUCUAGUCACCAGCAGUGUCAGGCGCUUCAGAUUAGCACGCGGGUUACGAUUCGUACGCAGCGUACGACGGCGCGCUCUAAAGAGAGCGCUGAAAAUAAAUCACCAUGGUGUUUAUAUUAUUUCAGUUUGCUACAUUGCAUGCU